GGAGUCUUACCCUAAUGUAAGAUGGUGGCCCGUCUGGCUGUGGAACCCACCGAAAGCUGAGAGUCUCUCUCAGCCGUAAAGGUCGGACUCGCUGAAGCAAUCAGACCUGGUUCUGAAGAGUUUUAUUCUCGACACUCAUUCAGUGGUCUCUUGUGAGGACGCGGCAUCGCGUGGAAUCGGCUAAGGGAAAAGCGAGGCACGGCUGGCGGGUCUACAAAGUUCUGCGUUUUAGCUCUCAGUGCUGAACUUUCUUCUCCCUUAAAUUAUUAUAAACUUUUUUGCUGCUGUUUAAUAACGUGAAGAUGUCUCGCAGUCCUGAUGCAAAGGAAGACCCUGUGGAAUGCCCUCUUUGCAUGGAGCCCUUGGAGAUAGAUGAUAUCAACUUUUUCCCUUGCACCUGUGGCUACCAGAUUUGCCGAUUUUGUUGGCAUCGAAUUCGCACUGAUGAAAAUGGGCUUUGUCCUGCUUGUAGAAAGCCAUAUCCAGAAGACCCAGCAGUUUAUAAACCACUUUCCCAGGAAGAGCUACAAAGGAUAAAAAAUGAGAAAAAACAGAAACAGAAUGAGAGAAAACAGAAAAUAUCAGAAAAUCGCAAACAUUUGGCCAGCGUGCGUGUCGUACAAAAAAACCUUGUCUUCGUUGUAGGUUUGUCUCAGCGCCUAGCAGACCCAGAGGUUUUAAAACGACCAGAAUAUUUUGGGAAGUUUGGUAAAAUACAUAAAGUUGUCAUCAAUAAUAGCACAUCAUACGCAGGCUCACAGGGUCCAAGUGCCAGUGCUUAUGUCACCUACAUUCGGUCAGAAGAUGCUCUCAGAGCCAUACAGUGUGUCAACAAUGUGGUAGUAGAUGGCAGAACACUGAAGGCAUCUCUAGGUACAACAAAAUACUGCAGUUACUUCUUAAAGAAUAUGCAGUGUCCAAAACCUGACUGUAUGUAUCUACAUGAAUUGGGGGAUGAGGCAGCCAGCUUCACAAAAGAGGAAAUGCAGGCGGGUAAACACCAAGAAUACGAACAGAAACUACUUCAGGAAUUGUAUAAAUUAAAUCCCAAUUUUCUUCAGUUGUCUACGGGUUCGGUUGAUAAGAAUAAAAAUAAAGUGACACCACUGCAGAGGUAUGAUACCCCCAUUGACAAACCUUCAGAUCCUCUCAGUAUAGGGAAUGGUGAUAAUUCCCAACAGAUGCCUAACAGUGAUACACCUUCUCCACCACCUGGUUUGUCAAAAUCCAAUCCAGGCAUCCCUAUCAGUUCAUCCAAUCACAGUGCACGGUCCCCUUUUGAAGGGGCAGUAACAGAGUCACAGUCAUUAUUCUCAGACAAUUUUCGCCAUCCCAACCCUAUCCCAAGUGGGCUUCCUCCUUUUCCCAGCUCCCCACAGACAUCCAGUGACUGGCCAACAGCACCAGAACCACAGAGCCUCUUCACAUCAGAAACUAUCCCAGUGUCAUCCUCUACAGACUGGCAAGCAGCGUUUGGCUUUGGUUCUUCUAAACAACCAGAGGAUGACUUGGGUUUUGAUCCCUUUGAUGUUACUAGAAAAGCCUUAGCAGACCUGAUUGAGAAGGAACUGUCUGUCCAAGACCAACCUUCCCUUUCGCCCACAUCUCUUCAGAACUCCUCUUCACACACUACAACCGCCAAAGGCCCAGGCUCUGGAUUCCUGCAUCCUGCUGCACCUGCAAAUGCCAACUCUCUCAAUAGUACCUUUUCAGUCUUGCCACAGAGGUUCCCUCAGUUUCAGCAGCACCGAGCAGUUUAUAAUUCGUUCAGUUUUCCAGGCCAGGCAGCCCGCUAUCCUUGGAUGGCCUUUCCACGCAAUAGCGUCAUGCACUUGAACCACACAGCAAACCCCACCUCAAAUAGUCAUUUCUUGGACUUGAAUCUCCCGCCACAGCACAGCACAGGUCUGGGAGGGAUCCCUAUAGCAGGGGAAGAAGAGGUGAAGGUUUCGACCAUGCCACUGUCAGCCUCUUCCCAUUCAUUACAACAAGGACAGCAGCCUACAAGUCUCCACACUACUGUGGCCUGACAACAGAACUGAGAGGAGAGGAUUAGACUCUGGGGUGCUUGCAUGGGCAACCGGAUUUUGCAUGAUUCCUUUCUGAUUUUGCAUUUAAUGUAUACACCCAAAAGAGCCAAUAUAAACGUUCCUCAUACCUACAACUAGUGUGUUACCUCAUAGUUGCUCUAAAGUAUUUCUUCAUUAGGCCUUUAACAUAAUUUAUUAGCAUAAUAACUUUGGCAUUGUUUCUUAUGAGUGAUAAUAUUUUUAACUCAUACAAAUCAACUUAUAAGUAAGAUCCCAGAUCAGAUUAGUUAGAAUUGUUCUUGUUUUGGCUCUAUUACUGAAAAUAUACAAAGGUAAUAAUAGUUGUUUUCUGAUUUGUGAAAAAAUGGUAAUAUCUCCUAAAAAUUUUGAAAAUUAAGGUAAUGUCUAUUGCAUUCUUUGAAUAUUUGAGAAGAAAGAAUACAUAUAAAACAAUUGGUGGUGUCAUUUAAUGCUCAGAAGGAUGUUAUCAGCACUUGUUUUUAAUUGCCUAGAUUUAUAUCCUAUAUAAUGCAUUACAUGUGUAGAAACUGCUUUGUUUUCUCUCAUUUGCACAUUUGCACUUUCUUUUUGAAUGGUUGUUAAUUAUACAUAGAUGGUUAAAAUAUAAUUAUGGCCUAAAUGCAAUGUAAUCUCUUUUCUAAUGCACUGCCUCGUGUACCAGGAAAUGCCUCAAAAAACAGGAUUUUAACUUCUAGCAAAUUAAUCAGAAACCUGAGUAUGGGAUAAACAUUAUAUGUGAAUAGCAGCCCUAGUAAUAACAUUUUUAUUGAAACAUUUUUAUUGAACAAACAGUAGUUUGGUGAAAUGUCUGUUUGGAAAUUUCAUUGUUUAAUAACUGAAAUGUGCUGAUAAGACUAAGAGUGUGAUCAUAAUGAGACUUAAGUGGAAGAAAAGAGAUUGAGUGUCCUUUAAAAUCAGGCCAUGUGAGUUAUAAUAGAUAACUUUAGUUACUCAGACAGUACAUAAUGUAAGAUGCUGUUUUUGAUAUAUUGAAUUUCUUGAGAUAGUUUUAAACAUGAUAAUAAAAGAAACUAAAGUGAACUCAGUCCUGGGUAAUGGACAAAAGCUGAUUUAGGAAACAUGACCAUAUUCUGCCUAAGUGAAGCAGCACCUGGGAAGAAAGGGAAAGUCGGAACUCCUCUUGAGAUUUUUUUUAAAAUGUGAUAAAAAUGAUAUGCCUUAAUUUAUUAAAAAAAGAGAAAUUACUACAGGAGUGUUAUGAAUACCAAAAAGAACCUAGAGGUUUAAAACUAUAAUAAAAAUACUCAUUUGGAGAUGAUGUUAAUGUUAUAUUAGGAUUGGAGUUUGCAAGAUAACUUCUCUAUAUAAAAUCGGAUUACUUUAUGUUAGAUAUCAUGCAACAAGUUAAAUGGUUUUAUCCCAAGAAAUAGUGGAGCAAGAUAAAAUUUGUUCUCAAAUAUCUUUAGAUUUGGUAAACUGAGGCUGCAGAAGCAGCUAGUGAGUCAAUUAAGGUACAUUUUUAAAAAUCCAGCAUUCGUAUCUAAUUUCCACAUACAAGUGAUUUUAAGAUACUACCAGAAAAUCACCAAUUUAGAAAAUACCCGUAGAAUGUUAUAGAUUAGUAAGCAUCAGCCUUUAAUCAUAGGUUAAUUUACUUACAGUUUUCAUUUUCAAAUGAAAAGGCCAAGGCUUAGUUGCUGUCUCUUGCAGGGCUGAGGCCCCUGGGCACUGCUGUAAAAUUUUGCCUCAUCAUAAUGAUGUCCCACUUCCAGUGUAAGUGUAAGCCUUUGCCUGAAUCUUACAAAGCCAUAGCAGCUGGCUAGCUCUUUACUCAUUUCUUGGUGUUAAGAGAUGGCACCUGUUAAGGCUUCUUUCCUGAUCUUUCUCAUUCAUAAUCUGUGCAAAAAACCUGUAAGUUUGCCCAGAUCUAUCCACAGUCUUGAGUGGAUUUUCCAACGCAGUCUCCUGCCUGCUUCUUUCCACCUGCUUCCAGACACACCAUGUAUCAGGGAAAUGAAGACUCCAACUUAUCAAUGUUUAUGUAAAAUGGCUACAAAGGAUCUUUUAGUUCACUGUGUAAUUUCUAGGCCUUGUAAGACUUCACCUUUUUGCUCCCUUAGUAUUUCAUUUCAUAUGGUUUUGUAGAAGUCUUCAGUCAUGGUUUUACUCCAAAGCCCCAUUUCGUGUAGAAAUUGUAACCAAAUAAUAGCAGAGUGAGAAAUCCUAAGAAGAUUCUGUUUUUGAUAAAUUCCUGCGUGACUCACCUUUCACAGGGAAAUUUUAUAGAUUUUUAUAUCCUUAACCUUUAAAAAGUGACUAGUCUUUUCCUUUAACAUGGGCAUUUUUAACCUGGAAUCCAGAACUCUGAAGGUACAUAAAAAAUUGUGAGUUUGUGUACAUGUACAUACGUCCAUUUAAUUUUUCUGGGAGAGAAGAUAGAUUUGUAAAGAGUUUGGCAACAUUUUCCCCACCUCAGGAAAAAAAAAUAAAAGGGUUAAUGACUGCUGCCUUGAAAUGUUUUUAGUGCCAUUGUAGGAAACAGAUUCCUGAUGGAAUGAUUUUAGUUGUAUAAUGUCAAGUGCCUCCUUAAUUAUUUUUUAAAGAUUCUGUUAGAAAACAUUUUUAGUUAAUGAUGCUUUCCUUCUUGUUCUACUGUUAUUUGGUUUUCCAGGUGGUUUCCCUUUAUUUCAACAAAGCAUUCAUUAAAUAUCUGAGUACAAUGCUUGUUUUGUGUAGUGACCUGAGCUAGAUGUUGAGGGCUGCAAGACUGAAUAAAAUACGGAGCCUGUCAUCAGGGUGAAUAGUCUAGUGGUAGUUCUUUUUCAUUUUUUUUAAAAAAUGAGAUCAGGUUGAUACUUAUGAAUCACAAGAACUGUCAUAACAGUCCAGCUCAUUUCAUUACUCAUCUCUGAGUAACUGCUCUGACAUUGGCAACAAAGGUAUUGAAUGUGCUUCAAAUUUUAAAUACAUGAUAAUUUGGAAGGAAGUGAAAAAAAAUCUUAAUAGGAGAAUAUGCAUAUGUAUAUUUGUUACUCUAAUUGACAUAUAUUUGUAAAUGCUCAUGUCUUAACAUUCUGGUAAUUAAGUAGAACCUUCUAUAUAUGUGUUUAUUUUUAAGAGAAAACUUUAGUAUGUGUUUCCCGUGCACAUUUUUACUGAAGUGGCUUCUAUUUGUAUGAUAUUCUAAAACCUCUUGUUUGCUGUGAGAUAGGUUCACAGGGAGGUACACAUAUACACGCACAAAGAUGUUGCUACAGGCAUCAAAAUCUUACACAAAGACUACCCUGUUAUUUAUGUAGAUGUGCAAGCUUGGGGACUUUUUAUGCUGGUAUGUAAUAUUUUGGAGUUUUUUUUCUUUAUGAAGUUUCCCAAGUCUGUUUAAUUUUAGUGGAUGGAUACAUGUGUUUAUAAAUACAGUAAGUUUUUCUUUUUAAUUAUAUAAUAUGUGUCUUUAUUUUACAAAACUGGCAUAGUCAGAUUAUCUGAUACCAAGCUAUUGUUUUGCUCUUAGUGAUGUGUGGCUCACUCUGAGUUAAUAUCUACUGUGUACCUCCCAGAACCAGGUAACUGGCAGUAAUGUCUUAGGGCUCCAUACAUGUAAUCUUCAGGGAGCAAAUAGGUAGCAUACCAAUACAAAAGUAAAGGUAGCGCUUACAGAAAGAAAUCAUUGUGAGCUGACACACAAAGAAGCUUCAUGAAAGUGUGGUAGUAAGAUGAGUUAAAUUUAGAUGCGAGCAGGGGAAAAUCGACCCUAAAGUGAAAGGGUUGAACCACUGACCAAAGCCAGCUAUUAGCAGGGUCUAAAGGGGUUGCCAGGGGAUGCUAAAGAGACACACUCAGUGGAGGUGCUGUAUAUGGGGCCUACUGACAAGCUAGGUAUAUAAUGCCUUGGAAAUUAGGAAGAUGAGUUUAGUCUUGUUGUGACAGAGAACUAUAGAGUUUAGAGAGAAAUAACUUGAUUGUAACAUUUUUAAGAGAUGCAGUUUGGUGAUAUUUGGAUUGAAUUUAGGAUGAGUUGAAAAGUAGGGUUUACAUACCAUUGCGGCCAAUGCAGGUGAGUUGGCCCAGUGUAGAAUAGUACUUGUAGGAUUGAAGAAGAAAUUGUGAGUUAGAAUUCAGAAAGCAUGAACUCUGAGAAAAGGCCUUUAAGUUUGUUUGGGUGACUAAAAAAUGUGUGUUUUAUAAAAGGAUGCAAAAUGUCAGAUUCCUGGGAUCAAAAUAAUGAAUAUCUACAUUUUUAGGACAUGUGCCAAGGAAGGUGAAAAAGACAAGAUGCUAACUAGAAGGAUGGUAGAUCUUAGAAGACACUGGCUGUGAUACAAGAGGAGACCCGAGCAUUUAAAGGCAGAGCAUGUGAAGCCAGUGAGAAGGGGAGGUUGGUAGCACUAAAGUGAAGAGGCCAGUUAGCAGGACACUUCUUCAGGUGGUGGGAGUAAAACUCACAGGAGAAAGUUAUGGUUUAGCUUUGGAGAGCUGGACUAUAUUUUUCUGUUAGCAGAGCAGUGAAAAGAUUGUGGAAAGUGAGAAGAUGAGAAUAAGUAGCGCUCAGACUGCCUCCCUACCCUCAGUGCACCAAAAACAGGUUGACAAAAGUGUAUGUGUACUAGCAGGUGGGAGGCUGAGCCAGGAGAAUCACAGGUUGAACAAAGCAUAGGCAAAAUUAUCAAAAUGAUCAGGGGUAGAGCAACCUGGAGUUUGGUCCCCAAUACCUCAGUAAAUCUUUGAGAAUAAACUUGUCAGUGUAUUUGAAAUAAAGUAAUUGCUGUGUAAAGAUAAAAGUCCAUUUAGAAAUUUUUAGUGUGCAUAUAUGUGUGGUUUUCAUGUUCCCCUUGUUUGGCAUAAAGACACUAAGUGUGGAAAAAACCAACAUUGAAGGUUUGGAUAGAAGGUGAAGAGGACAAGUACAUAAAGAUAUUCAAGGAGGUGUGUUAAAAUAGCUCAUUAAGAAUGUACUAAGGCUGUUCCCUGUGAACCAGUGGUGUGAGUGAUUUGGAAGGGAAUUUAAUGACUAGAUUUGUUGAAGACAGAAGAGGUUAAUGUUGUUAAAGGAAGGACAGAUAAAGAGAUUGUGAUCAGUGUGUUGACCUCUUGGUGCCAAUCAUGGGCCCCAUGAGCAAGAAGCAAAGAAGGACUAAUAACAUUGUGAUUGAAAGAAGGCAAGCUUAAGUAAUCCUGUAGGGCUUCUGCUCUUACCCCAUUGCGGUCCAGUCUUUUUGUGAGAAUAAGAAGUCAGUCAAGAAAGAAUUGUGGAAACAAUGCUGUUGCUCUGGGGAUUUCUUCCUCAAAGAAUGGUGGGAGGAAAUGGAGGUAGAGUGUUGGGGAGGGACUGAGAAAAAUCAAAGAUGAGAUGAGACAGGUGUGAAUAAGCCCAGUGAGUGCAAGGGAUUGGUGGAAAUAUUACUUGUGACAUGAAAAAAUAAGGCAGAGUUAAGUGAUGAUGAGUUUGACAGUUGAUGAGUCCAUGUUAUAGGUCAGCUACCUUGUUACAGAUUCACAAGCCAAGUAAAAAGUUCUGCUACCAGCCCCUUAGGCUUUCUGCUUAGAAAGGGAAAGUUCUCUUUGUACGUAGUUGAAUUAGGCUAUUCUGCUUUAUAUAAAUCAAUUAAGAUUAAAAGCAGUAUGUUGGUGAAAGGUCGAGAGAAAUUAAGAAUUUUACUGUAGUAGGUAAUAAAAAUAUUUCAUUGAUUUUUUUUUUUUCUUCCAAGGAGACUGUACUGUUCAAAUAAGUAAAAUUACAAGUUAUUGGGCUCAUCUACUCUUGAUCCUUAUUUUUUGUAUACUUGCAAUAUAACCUUCAAGAAAAAUUGUUGGAGAUAUUUAUAGUAGAACAAGGAUGAAAAUAGUGUAUUUUUUUUCCCUUGUCUCAUUAACAGCCAAUAUUCCUAGUUUGGAAGUAACUGUAGUUUCCUGACACUUAAGUACUUUAAAACUCAACUGGACUUACUUCCAUGUAUGUCAGCUGAAAUAUUAACUGCAACAUUUGAAAAUGAUGACACUUCAAAUUAUUAAUCAUUGCCCAAGAAUGUUAUGUUUGAAAAGCCAUUGGUGGUUAAGAAGCCAUUGUGCCUUGGCCUCCUUGCUUGUUUGUGACUUGCUUCCAUGAAUAUUCUAGCCACUGUAUCUUAUUAGUUACACCAUUUUACAGCUGCUAAAGAGUUCUUUCUAAAGAAUUGCUCUUGGCAGUUCAGUAUCCACAAAGGAGAUCACUAAGAGUUCACUAUGUUUUAUGGUCUUUUAGAGCAUCUGCCUUUGGUUAUAUCACCUUGCUGAGUAAAUCUAAGUAAUUUAAACCACUUGAAAAUUGGACCAAAGUACCCAGAAGUUUAAAGAAAAAAAGCUAAGAAUAGUUGACCUUGAGAACCAUUCUUUCCAGGUUCCUGUAUAGCACAUUUUCUAAGGUAACUCCUUAGAAAAUUCCCUGUCUUAGCCCUUUAUUCUGUAGUUUGCAGGAAACUCUAAGCUGACACUUGAACAUAACUGGGGUUACCACAAAGUUUUGACAUCCCAGCUGCUGUUUAGUACUCAUGUUCACUAUUAUGCUGUUAAAACAGAACUCAAACCUUUUCUAUCCAUAUAGUUUAUAAGACCUUUAAAAUACUCCGUACUGCAAGGCAUGGUAGUGUUACCCAUAAUCCAGCAGUCGGGGCUGAGGCAGGAGGGUCUCUAUGAGUUCAAGACUAGACUGGGCUUCAGACUGAGUUCAAGGACAGCUUGAACUGUAUAAUGGGGUCCUCUCUCAAAAAACCAAACAGUAAAAUACCCAGUACUUUCUUUUCAAUAUAGAGUUAGAAUUCACAUAAAAUAGAAUCAAAUAAUUGAAAGUAACCAGUUUACUGACCCAGCACUGGUCUUUACUUUUUUAAAGAGUAGAAUAAAAAACCUGUCAAGAAUUUGGCCCUUUCCUUGCUAGGACUUUGUAGUACUAACUGCAUAUAAACUCAGUAUUUUACUUGGUAAUCUGAAAGACAAAUGGUAAACCUUAAAGUACUCCAUUUAAACUUGUAGAUCCAGCAACUUUUAUACCUUCCCUGCUCUAAAAACAGCAAGGAGCUGUAAGCAAGAGACUCUUAGAGUAUUGGCUUUCCUGAGUAGAUAAAAAUGUUUAAAACAAAUGUCUGAAUAGCUUUGAAGUAGGGUAGUGUUUUGGUGAUAUUUAAUGCAAGAAAGGGGUUGCUUAGCUAGAAAGAAUUUGCUUAGAACUGUAAGACUAGUUCUCUGUUUACAUGUGUGGACAAGUGUAUGUGUGUGCUAGUGUGUUUAUUUAUUGAAAGUAAUUUUCACUUAAGUCCUUCACAUAGUGAAUGUAGCAGAGGAAAGUGUGUCAGGCCAUUUCUCUGUGACUUCUCAUAAUUUAUUACUGCUGAUUUUGAUUAAUUCAUGUUCAAGAUUAAUGCUGUAUUAAUUGUUGUAUCCUCAAUUUUUUUCUUUAAGGAAACUGACUAUACAGUGAGGUUGUAGCUCACCCUGAUCAUGUUUUUUUUUUCUGAAUAAAUACUGUAGUUCAUAACAUUUUUUCAUUAAAUUCCGUUCCUAAGCAUACUUAUCCCAUGUCACACGUUGGGAAAACCUAUGAAAAGAUUAUUAAGAAAAAAAUGAUUGUAUUGAUUGAAAUCAUGACACUUGAGAGCUCUGAUAGAUAUAACACUUUUUAUUGUUAAAAUGAUAAUUACGAUUAUAAUAAACAAGAUUCAGAAGGACUGUGAUUUGUCUCUAGUCAUAUUCUAACCACAAUUUAAAGUUCCGUUAGUUGUCACCAUGUGAAUUUGCAUUUAUAUGUAAAAUUCAGUAGAGGAAAGAACUCCAAGAUUCAUGGUAUAUCCCUUCUGUAAACACUGUUGUAUCUUACAAUUUGUUAUAAUGGUUUUCCUAAGCCAAGGGCUUUCCGCUGUGUAUCAGUGCAAAUAAUGAAUUGAAGGCUUUCAGUGUCCAUGGUCUGGCAGCUGUUAUCACAUAUCCUAUAAGUUGUCAAAUCAAUCUUGUGUUAAGUGUGACUGUGUCUUGGAGUAAAUUUAGGAAAGAAAAAAAAUUGUAACUUUAUAAGUAUUCUUCAUGUUGACUCAGUUAUAUUAUUGCCAGUCACAGAAAUAAGAUAGUAAAACAGCAGUAGAAUUUAACUCACAGGUUUUAUCUCUAGUAGCAAAAUACACUUAACCAAUAUGCAAUAACCACUAGAUUACUAACACCUUUAAUGUUAAACAAAAGUUUAAAAAAUGAAAAAAGUCUUGGAGUGACAGCAUUAGUAUGUCUUUUACUCACACUAACUUGUCCUUGAGAAAGUUACCCUAUGCUGCGCCAUGUAGAAUGAUAGCAUAUCUGCUGAUUUCUUUCCAAUCAAGGAAGUUAUUUUAAGCAUACUGGAACAGGGAAAGCUCCACAAGGAUUUAAAGAUAAUAUUACAUUCACCAUUCUGAAAAGAAAGUCAAGAAAGCUGACUAGUCAAAGUUAUAAUCUAGCCCUGUUUUCUGUUAUGGCAGGAUCAUGUCCCAAGGACGAUAGUAGCAUUUGUAUUCUGUUACCAGCCUUGAAGUAGAACAUGGAGCUUUAUUGGAACCUUUAAUUCUCCUUAAUUUAUGUAUUGACAUUCACAAGAAGUCAAGCAUCCUGAGGUUAUUUUUUUCCUUUGUUACAAUGAUCAGUAGCCAGCCGAAAGUAAA
Molecule: messenger RNA, 10666 nt
Organism: Cavia porcellus (domestic guinea pig)
Lineage: Eukaryota; Metazoa; Chordata; Mammalia; Rodentia; Caviidae
Gene: Cnot4
Product: CCR4-NOT transcription complex subunit 4
Exons: 11
Coding region: 303-2030 (575 amino acids)
Biological process (GO): protein ubiquitination
Cellular component (GO): CCR4-NOT complex
Molecular function (GO): ubiquitin-protein transferase activity; RNA binding; metal ion binding
Source: RefSeq, a predicted model, not a curated record